Arabidopsis lyrata subsp. lyrata is the source of this 1778-nucleotide messenger RNA. Its product is annotated as RING-H2 finger protein ATL63. Gene Ontology annotation, biological process: protein ubiquitination. The record is from RefSeq and is a predicted model, not a curated record. The coding region runs from base 730 to 1665 and encodes 311 amino acids. NCBI's taxonomy places the organism in Eukaryota, Viridiplantae, Streptophyta, Magnoliopsida, Brassicales, Brassicaceae. The transcript has a single exon.
CGAGAAGGAAUAUUAAACAACUCUUUAAAGAAAUCAAAUAAUUGAAAUGAAUAAUUAUAAUGGUAUUGUAAUGCGUUGUAUGACUUAUUUUUCUACUAAAUGAUAAUAUAAGAGAUAUGUUAUCGGAACGUAAGAUUACCCUGAUGUAUUGAGAUUACUUUGUAAGUUGUUUAGUGGUAAGGGAUGUGUUGAACCUAAAUGCGAGUGUAUAUAAAACAUUUUAAUAAAACUUAUAAGAUAUCUUAUAGAUUGAUUAAUAAUAUAUAGUUACAAAACAAACCCCACCAUUCUUUUAAACUCACAACCUCCACUCUAUUAGUUUGGUUGCAACCACAACACACUAAAAGACAAAGGCCCACAACUUUCUCUUCAAGCACUUCUACACAUCACAUUUCAUCAAUAUUCCAAACAAUGAUUAUGCAUGUAAUCCAUAUUCAUUAGGAUUUAUCUUUCCUUCCUCAAUAUUAUUUUCAGGAUGACAAAUGGGAAGACAAUUGGUUCAAGAAUGAAUUAGGCAUUUAGCUACUUCCUUUAAAUAUUCUUAAAAUUUAGAAAUUAUUGUUGACCAAAUAUCCUGAUUUUAUGGGUUUAUAAUAUAAAGGAAAAUGACUAAUAUAUUUAUUUCAUUUUUUCUUCGUAAUAUACGUAAUUUUGAUUUACACACAUAUAUAGUUGGCCCUCCAACAAAUAAAGAAAUCAUAGAGAGAAAAGAGAAGUCCCUCCAAGAUUAUGAGCGAAGAAGAAGACGGCUCAAUGAGUGUUAAAAGCAGUCUCUCAAGCUUCCUCAAGAUCUUAUCUUCUUACAACUCCAAUGUCCUUUUAGCUGCUCUAGUCUUCCUUCUCUUAGUCGUCCUCUUCGUCUUGCUUCUUCAUUUCUACGCUCGCUUUUUCUGGUCUCCCUCUCAUCAAGAUUUCUCCGCCGCCGGUAGAAACCGCCGGAGAAGACGAAGAAACCGGAGAAGAACAGUAACGACAACAAGAAUCAUACCUUCUCUCUCACUCGGAGGUUUCGAUGGUGGAGUUAAUGCUCCUGCUACUGCUACUACUGCUGCAACAAACGAUGACAAAGGUUUGGAUUCUUCAGUGAUUUCUUCGAUUCCUCUGUUUGUUUACGAAGAAGACGAGGAAGAGGAGGAAGAAGAAGAAGAGUGUGUGAUAUGUUUGGGUUUGUGGGAAGCUGGUGAUUUUGGAAGAAAGUUGAGAAAUUGUGGACAUGGGUUUCACGUAGAGUGUAUAGAUAUGUGGUUGUCUUCUCAUUCUACUUGUCCUCUCUGUCGAUCCCCUGUUCUCGCCGUGGCCUCCGAUGAAGAAAACCUCAAGCCGGCCGUUAACGCCGUCGAAGAAGAAGCAGAGGUUAGAUUGCAAAUUUUUCCAACCGGAGAAGACGAAAAUAACGCCGGUGAUCGGAGAUUUUCAGUGUCUCUUCCUGUAAUGGAGGAGGAUGAUCUCAAAACAGGGGAUGAUGACGGAGACGUCGUAGAAGAAGAGGUUAGAAUUGAAGUGUUUGAUGAUGAGGAGAUCAACGGUGGAGGAUCAAGAAGUGAUCGGAGAAGAUCAAUGUCAAUGACGUCAUCAGCAUCGAGUUCGUUGAUGAGAAUGUUAAGUAGUAGUAGAUCGGAGCGUAACAAAGUGUUCCCGACGGCGAGGCAAGAUUCGUCUAAGUAAAAGUGUUAUAUAGAUAAUAUAAAAAAUGUUGUGAAGUGUGAACAAUUUUGGAAAUGAAACAUGAAUAACCUAAAGAGGUAAUCUAUUUGAUUAAGCUAAUCAGUAUGAUUAUU